AUGGCCCUGUAGCUCCUGCCCCGUCUCACCUUCCCCAGGCUUGGAACCCCACAGCCCUUGGCUCGGGAGUGUGGCUUCAGCGUGCCAGCGGUUGACUGGCCAUCCUUCUUCAACCUCAACUCACCCCAGGAGGUUCAGGAAACCAUCCAGAUUCCGAACAACGGAAGCACGCCCCUGCUCGUGGACGUGCAGGUGUUUGUGUCAAACGUGUUUAACGUUGACAUCCUGCGGUACACAGCGUCCUCCACGAUGCUGCUUCGGCUGUCCUGGCUGGACACUCGCCUGGCCUUGAACUCGACUGGGCACCGGCAGGGCAGAGUCACGCUGCCCUGGGACUCUCUCUGGACACCAGGACUCACUAUCCAGGAAGCGCUCUGGGUGAGCUGGCAGAACCAGAGCCCACAGGCCCGAGUGGACCGGGAUGGCCACAUCGAGCUCUACCUGGCCCUCACCACGGAGACCUACUGUGACUUUGAGCUUUUCCACUUCCCCAGGGACCAGAGCGACUGCAGCCUCAGCUUCUUCGCUUUUGGCAACACUGUGAUGGAGCUGGAGUUCCAGGCCCAUGCGGUGAAUGAGAUUGUGAGUGUCAAGAGGGAAUACGUAGUUCAGGAUUUGAACCAAGUCCCAUCCCAGCAGCUGGUGCCCUGCUUCCAGGUGACAUUGCGCCUGCAGAAAGCGCUAAAGGCCGUCAUAGCGCUCUUGGUACCCGGGGAGGCGCUGCUGUUGGCUGACCUGUGUGGGCCGCUGCUGCCCCUCCGGACGGAGCGCAUCGCCUACAAGGUGACCCGGCUGCUGGGCUACCUCGUCUUCCGCUCCUCCCUGGUUCAGGCCCUGCCCAGCUCCUCCUCCUGCAACCCGCUGCUCAUUCACUACUUCACUGUCCUUGCUGCUCUUCAUCACACCACGGAGACCGUGCUGUUGUCCGGGCUGCUGGGCCCCAGCAACCCCAGGGUGGAGAGCAGCCCCAGCCCGGUCCUGAGAGGGGAGCAGCACGACUGUGGGAGCCCAGGGCCUGAUCCUGAAGAAGCCUCCAGAGGAGUAAAGGGGUCCAGGAGGAGCUGGCCUGAGGCUGCUGACCACAUCGUCUUCCUGGUGUACGUGGCAGGGGUGCUGUGUAGCCAGUUCAUCUUCGCUGUGCUCUGGAUGUGGGCGACAUGCAAGUCGGACCCAGCCCCUGGUGAGGCUGCCCCCCACGGUGGGUGGCCCAGGCUGUAA
Balaenoptera acutorostrata (minke whale) is the source of this 1218-nucleotide messenger RNA. RefSeq names its product zinc activated ion channel (gene ZACN). Gene Ontology annotation, cellular component: neuron projection; synapse; membrane. The record is from RefSeq and is a predicted model, not a curated record. Lineage: Eukaryota; Metazoa; Chordata; Mammalia; Artiodactyla; Balaenopteridae. Gene Ontology annotation, molecular function: neurotransmitter receptor activity; transmembrane signaling receptor activity; extracellular ligand-gated monoatomic ion channel activity. Gene Ontology annotation, biological process: nervous system process; regulation of membrane potential; monoatomic ion transmembrane transport.